Ramularia collo-cygni is the source of this 1749-nucleotide messenger RNA. RefSeq names its product related to Mn2+ and Fe2+ transporters of the NRAMP family. Gene Ontology annotation, cellular component: membrane. The record is from RefSeq and is a predicted model, not a curated record. Gene Ontology annotation, biological process: iron ion transport; intracellular manganese ion homeostasis. Gene Ontology annotation, molecular function: manganese ion transmembrane transporter activity; cadmium ion transmembrane transporter activity. The transcript is spliced from 2 exons. Bases 1 to 1749 code for a protein of 582 amino acids. NCBI's taxonomy places the organism in Eukaryota, Fungi, Ascomycota, Dothideomycetes, Mycosphaerellales, Mycosphaerellaceae.
AUGAAUUGCCCUAGUCGUACUGAGCCUGAAUUGCCCGAUGGCUUCAAUCAGAGUCCGAACGACCUGAAUGCCGAUUCCACCACAAGGAGUGAUCUCGAAAACCUGGCUUCCGUUCGACUCCAAUCCGAUCACAAACUUCGAGAUAAGAAUGGCCUGAACAUUGAACUUGCGCAAGUCGCAGGAGCCACCGACGGCGACUCAAUCCGGAGACGAAUUGCAACAAGCGAUGGAAGUAAUGCCAUCGCUCACCCUGGGUUUGGAGAGAAAAUGCUUCGAGAAAUAAUCGGCGCCACCAGCGACGACAGUUCUAGCUCUCCAAACCCAAACCCGCUGCCUCGCUGGCAGCGGCCCUUUCAAGAAGUUCGACGUGUUGGAGUCAAAUUCGCCAAGUUCAUUGGUCCUGGAUUCAUGAUUGCGGUUGCUUACAUCGACCCUGGUAACUACGCCACAGAUGCCGCAGCGGGAGCAUCGUAUCGAUUCAGACUGCUGUUCAUGGUCCUGCUCUCCAACAUAUUCGCCAUCUUCUUGCAAGCGCUCUCCAUCAAGGUCAGUACCAUCACGGGCUUGAACCUAGCGGAGAUGAACAAGAAACACUGCCCACCAUGGCUCARCUACAUCCUCUACUUCUUCGGAGAGGCCGCAGUGAUAGCGACCGAUAUCGCAGAAGUCAUUGGAUUCGCGAUUGCACUCAAUUUGCUGGCCCCAAAGUUACCCAUCGUGGCUGGCUGCGCAAUCUCAAUCUUGGAUGUAAUGUUCAUCCUGAUCUUCUACCGACCGGAAGGCUCUAUGAAAGCACUACGGGUCUUUGAGUGCUUUGUGAUGCUCCUGGUUAUGGGUGUCGCAGUGUGCUUCUGCUACCAACUUUCCCUGAUCGAGGGAACCACAGCAGGCGAAGUGUUCAAAGGCUACCUUCCAUCCAAAGCGCUGAUCGAAAGUAAAGGAUUGUACCAGGCUUGUGGUAUCCUCGGAGCUACUGUCAUGCCCCACUCUCUAUAUCUAGGCAGCGGUCUCAACCAACCUAGACUCAAGCAAUUUGACAUUCGCCACAACAACUACACAGAAGCCCGAUCGGACGAUGAGGAUGAGUACGUGGUUGAAAAGUAUCGCCCGUCUCUUUCUGCAAUCAACAGCUGCAUGAAAUACUCGAUUGUGGAGCUAUCACUCUCACUCUUCACUUUUGCCUUGUUCAUCAACAGUGCGAUCCUUAUCGUCUGUGGUGCUUCACUCUACUCUGUAAACGGCGCCGAGGAUGCCGACCUCUUUGGAAUCUACGACCUGCUCAACACCCAGCUUGGUCAUGCGGCAGCAACAGUCUUUGCUGUUGCGUUGCUCCUCUCGGGAUGCUCAGCGGGCAUUGUCUGCACAAUGGCGGGACAAAUGAUCAGCGAGGGUCAGAUCAACUGGAAACUCAAGCCAUGGGCCACUCGCUUGCUCACGCGAUCCAUUUCUAUUGUUCCAGCAAUCCUGGUGGCAGGCACGAUCGGGAAGAGGGGAUUGUCAGAGGCCUUGGUCGGAUCCCAGGUCGCGUUGAGCGUCAUCUUGCCAUUCGUGACGGCUCCGCUGAUUUACUACACUUGCCGCAACAAGUACAUGACGGUGAUCACAACAAGCAGCGAUGCGGGUGAGACGGGAACACCUGUCAAGAUGAGGAAUCAUUGGAUCAUAGCUACGCUGGCGAUCCUGAUCUGGGGCAUCAUUGUGAUUAUGAAUGUGGCCAACAUCAUUUUGACUGGACUGGGUGUCAAUUGA